AUGGACUUUACCAUCUCGCUCGCACACUUUUGUGAAAUUCACGGUCCCACGUCCAUCAUCUGCACCCAAGCCUCGACCUCCCCCUGCGGUUCCUGCAACCCGUGCGCCACUCCGCCGUCCGAAGACCCGCAAACGGCCUACGCCUGCGACGCCCUCUACGCCAGCCAGCCGCCUGCCUCUCUCAACCUCAACCUCCACGCGAACCUGCCGCGCCCCCUCACCUCGCCCUUGGCGACUCCCCCCACCAGCCCACGCUCCCCGACCAACAACUCGUACUUUCCCACCUUCCCCCCCUCGUCUUCCUCCUCGGCCAGCUUUGCCCACCCCCGCCGCCCCAGCAGCUCCAUCGACUCGGAUGGCGAGACGUGCGAGAACUGCCAGAUGGUAGUGCCCAAAAAGUACAGCGACAAGAUCCCCAGCGGUGCCCCAGGCAGUCCCUCCAAGGACGGCCGCGGUAGGAACGGCAGCCCGGUCCUGCGAACCUGCAAAACCUUCCCCGUCCGCCGCCUGCCUUGCUCUCCCGAUGACGGCAGUAGCACCGACUCGUCCUCGGACCUCUCAGACACGGAGCCGUCCACCUCCUUCCCAAGCGCCAAGUCCAGCCUCGACCCAGACUCGGCACCCGCUUCGCCCUUUCUCCUCUCCUCCCGCGACAUGCACACCCACACGCUCAACUACAUUUCCACAAGCCAGCCCCAGUCGCCGACGACGUACUCGUUGCUACGCCGCACCUGCAUCCGCGCCCUUUCCACCGAGGUCCUCCCGUCUAGCAAGUCGUCUGGCCCGAUGAUGUUUGGAGAUCCCGCCGCGGGCAACACGAUUGCCUAUGUCUUUCGUCUGCCAGAUCCAAGGUCGCGCGGUGCCAGGCGAACCUAUGCCCUCAUCGCCAUGACCGGCCGCAACGAUCGCCGGGCCCCGAAAGCGUUUGUCCAGAUUCUCGAAGUGUUUGAGAGGGUCGCGAAUCGCAUCGUCGCCAUGGCCAACAACACGCUCGAGCGCGAACACUCGGUCUCGCAGACGCUCGCACGACCCAACACCACGACGGCUGCCAUUUCGAGCCCCUCUCCGCUCCACCCUUCUUCCUCGUCCUCGUCCUCGUCCAUGCCACCCUCUUUCAAGUGGGCGCAAAAGGACCAGAGCCCGUCUUCGACGGCCAGCUCCCCGACGCGCAACAUCACCCCAGUCUCGUCCUUUUUAUCCGCCAAGAGACUGGACCCGGACGGCUUCCCUCGCCUCUCCCGCGACCUGAUGAAGGCCAAGAGCUUGAAUGAAAUCGUCGGCCAAGACACCUUUUUCGUCGAGCUGCACACCCUCUUCUGUAACCUGUUGCACUCGCUCAUCAUGCAGUUUGGAUAA
Plenodomus lingam JN3 is the source of this 1356-nucleotide messenger RNA. RefSeq lists its product as uncharacterized. The record is from RefSeq and is a predicted model, not a curated record. Gene Ontology annotation, cellular component: cytosol. Gene Ontology annotation, biological process: positive regulation of TORC1 signaling. Gene Ontology annotation, molecular function: GTPase activator activity. NCBI's taxonomy places the organism in Eukaryota, Fungi, Ascomycota, Dothideomycetes, Pleosporales, Leptosphaeriaceae.